CGUCCACGCAGUAAUAGUGCCCAGGCUAGUAAACAGGGGUGUGUUCGCGCUGCGCCGACAUUGGCUCCCCGCUUGUCAAUGUGCAGUCACGUGGUAUCACACGGGCGGCCAUGUUUUCUGAAACACAAACAACAAGAGAAAAGCAGCAGCAGCAGCAGCGACUCGGAGCCAGCAGACACACACACACUGAGCGACCGUUGGAGGAGAGGGAAAAGGAAAAAAAAAACAAAAAAAACACAACAACAGAUUAAUAAAUAAAACACGGAGCACGAUUUUGUUUUUCUCAGAGUACUAUUCUGUCGAAUGAAUACGUUUACAGUGUUUAAAAAGACCAAUGCAUACGAUAUAUUGGCGAUAGAAGCGCCGUGCAGAGCAGCAGUCUGAAAGGCCUGCGAAGGGAGGAGGACAGGAAAUUAAGGAGAUACCUUGAAGGUCUCCGUCAAUCCACAUUUCAGCUGGAGCGCGAGGAGGAAAGCCGCAGAGGAGGAGAGAAAGGAGAGGAGGAGCGCGAGUCGUGCCUGCGUUUGGCAGCUGUUCCAGCAGCCGCUUGUGUUGUUUCGGCUGAUCGUUUUUUUUUCUCUUUCCUCCUGCGUCGGCCUUUUUGUUUUUUGAUGAACAGAUUCAUAUUUCUGACUUUAAUGUGAGAUGCAACUGCUGUAAAACAAAAGAACGGAAACAUUAUAUCUUGGAGAGAGCUUUCUUUUGGUUCCAUUCUUGAUUACCGAGGUUCUUUUUGUUUAUUUUUUUAUGUUUUACAACUUUUCUCAGCUGUGAGUAGCAGGAGCUUCCAUUCUCCCAACCAUCAUCAAAGCCCUUCUUUCCGUAGUUAGGACCUGAUAACCUGGUAUUCCUCAAGCACCUGAAACUGGCAGCUAUUCUCUUCGUCUUUGUGUGUUUGGGGAGUUCUUCUGUGACCACAGCUUAAGCACCACUCAGCCUUCUAGUCACCUAAGCCUAACUAAAUCCAGCCAGCUCUAGCCUGGUCCAGCCCAGUCCAGCCUGCUCCGAUUAUCUGGACAGGAUACUCAGUUCUGUUUGGACGUGAGGAAUAUGACUGCUGAGACUCUUAACUUCGGCCCAGAAUGGCUUCGUGCACUGUCCAGUGGGGGGAGUGUGACGUCUCCCCCUCCUUCCCCCGCCAUGCCAAAGUACAAGCUGGCCGAUUAUCGCUACGGCCGAGAGGAGAUGUUAGCACUUUAUAUCAAAGACAACAAGGUCCCAGAGGACAUGCAGGAUAAGGAGUUUGCUGCUAUUUUGCAAGAUGAGUCCAUGCAGCCCCUGGCAUUGGUGCCUCUCACCGAGGAGGAGCAGAGGAACUUCUCCAUGUCCGUGAACAGCGCAGCAGUGCUGAGGCUCAUGGGAAAGGGGGUGGGAGGGACUGCACCCGCGGGAGUCGUCCGUGGACGAGGGGCCACUCGAGGUGGUCGAGGCCGAGGCCGUGGUGAAGGGGGAUUCUACCAAAGAAGCAUCGAGGACACAGAAGUGGGUUUUAGUCGCAACGUCCGAGAGAUACACCGCAGCCAGAGCUGGGACGACCGGGGCGAGCGUCGAUUUGAGAAGCCGCUGCGGCGGGAGGUGGGGCGUCCCAGUUUCGAAGAAAGCAGUGGUCCCGCGGGUCCUGUGAGGAAGGAGUACACAAGGGCCGACAGCGAUAACUGGCGCACCCUCCGCGAGGAGCAGGAGGAGGACGAGGGCGAGCCGGGAACCAAUUGGAGACUCUCUGGAGCCCGCAGGGACGAUGGUGGUCCUCGCUCAGCGGGCUGGCGGGAUCAUAUCGGCCCAGGUGAAGGUCGCCGAAGGAAGUUUGAUUUCGACUUCCGGGACUCCGAGGGUCACGGUGCUGGCCGCCGUCGUGCAGGGAGCGAGGGGUUGGAGGAUGACAGGGACGGCCUGCCUGAGUGGUGCACAGAUGAGGAGGAUGGAGAGAUGGGCACGUUUGACUCGUCGGGAGCGUUCAUGCCCAUGAAGAAGGGUGGUAAGGAGACAAUCUUGGAAGAAGAGUUUGAGUUUAAGGGCAUAGAGGAGGAAGAAGAGGAGGAGAGCUUUCCCGAUGCAGAGAGGAACAAUGGAGAAGGAGAUAAAGAAAAGGCUGCUCAUAUAGAGAAUAAAAACACCCUUCCUGCUCCAGGGGAGGACCAAAUGAAGCCAGCAACACCCUCCUGCUCCCCCCCAGCCCACUGUGCCCCGCCAUCACUGGAGCUGCAACCUGGAAGUGCUGGUCAAGUGAUGGAUUCUUCUCAGUUGAACAACAGCCACUCUGUCAAGGCCAGCAGCGCCCCUGGUGACGACUUUGCCUCCGUCGGGGGCUCCAAGGCCCAGCUCAGCCCCAGCGUCGCCACGUCCAGCUCCUCUUCCAGCCUACCUCCCCCACCCUCUUCCUCUGCUGCUCCGCUCCUCCCUCCUUCUGCAGGAGACCCCGAGGACGAUGAAGGCCUGAAACACCUGCAACAGGAGGCAGAGAAGAUGGUGGCGUCGCUGCAGGACACCUCCUUGGAGGAGGAGUGUUUCACCCAGGCUCUGCAGCAGCAGCAGGAGAGCAGGAACACGGCGGCGGCUCUGCCAUUAUCUCACGAAGCUGCCAUGAAGUGGUUCUACAAAGACCCGCAGGGAGAGAUCCAGGGUCCGUUCACCACGGUGGAGAUGUGCGAGUGGUUCCAGGCCGGCUACUUCUCCAUGACCCUGCUGGUGAAGAGGGGCUGCGACGAGGGCUUUCAGCCCCUGGGGGACGUCAUCAAGAUGUGGGGCCGGGUGCCCUUCGCCCCCGGGCCCUCUCCGCCGCCCCUGCUGGUGAGACAGCUUCCGCCAACGCAGCGUACACAGCCCAGCCGGGGGUCCGCCGGGACGGGGAACCUGGACCAGGAGCGGCUAAAAAAGCAGCAGGAGCUCGCGACGGCAGCUCUUUAUCAGCAGCUCCAACAGCAGCAGCUAUUCCAGCUCAUUAACAGGUGCAGUGAGCAGGGUAUGAUGCCUUCGAUGAACAGGUCGAUGUCAGUGCCAGAUACAGGGUCCAUGUGGGACAUGCAUACCUCAGCUUCACAGUCUUCAGGCGGUGAAGCCAGUCUUUGGGACUUAACAAUGAAUCCCAAUACUCAGGGUCCAACUCUUGAACAGCUUCAGAAGCUCCAGGAGAGGCGAGACGCCGAACUCAGGGCGAAGCGCGACGAGGAGGAGCAGCGCAAGAGGAGGGAGGAGAAGAGGAGGCAGCAGGAGGAGCAGAAAAGGAGGGAGGAGGAGGAGCUGUACAGACGCAAGCAGCGUCAGCAGCAGGAGCUGCUCAUGAAGCUGCUGCAGCAGCAGGCCCCCCAGCAGCAGGGGCCUGGAGUGGGAGGCUCAGGUUGGAGCAGUGCUCCCUCUUCUGGGCUUUCAAAGGCAGGAAAGUCUCUCACCAUGCUGGAAAUUCAGGAGGCAGAGAGGAUUUUAAAGCAACAGAGAGCCCAGCAGCAAAGACAUCAAAGUCUGUCCAUAGGGAGCUCCUCCAUGGGCGGGCAGUGGGCCGACGGCGUCGGCAUGUGGGGCGGGCCCGGUGGUCUGGAGGGGAAGGGUGGAAGCGGAGGCUCUUCCAGCAGCAUGGGCAUGUGGGACGAGGCGGUGAAGAACCAGGCGGGCCUGCGUGGGAGCGCCAACAACAACUUGGGCUUGAAGAACAGCCGCAGCAGCCCCUCACUGACCGAUCAGUAUAUGAUGCGUCGUAAGAGAACAGAGGAUGAGGAGAAGCUGCUGAAGCUGCUGCAGGGCAUGAAGCCUCAGGACGGCUUCACCACCUGGUGUGAACAGAUGCUGCACGCUCUCAACACCUCUGCCAGCAACUCCUCUUCCUCUCUGGAUGUUGCCACCAUCGUGGCGUACCUGAAGGAGGUGGAAUCUCCCUAUGCAGUGCUGGAUUUCAUCCGGUCCUACCUUGGGGACACAGUGGAAGCCAAAGAGUUCGCCAAACAGUUUCUUGAGCGACGUGCCAAACAGAAAGCCAACCAACAGAGACAGCAGCAGCAGCUAUCAAAAGAAGUGGGUGGGUUGAACAUGAACUUCCCUCUGCAGGACUCAAUGCGAGGAAUGAAUCCAAACACUCUGCAGUCCAUGUUUCAGGCCAACCACAUGGGCAAAGCUGGUCUCUAUGACAACCAGGGAGGAAAGAUGAAGAAGAAACCACCCAUGAUGCUGCACUCUGAUCCCAGCAUCUUAGGGUACUCAUUCCACAACACGGGCGAAUGUCUGAGCAUGAAUGAGAUGGAGAUGGUGGAGGAUUACUGAUGUGACGCAGCGCAGCAGCAAUAGCUACCUGAGGCCUUUUCUGUCUUUUAAUCAGACAAACCUGAUGACGAAUGUGCACUGCUGGGGGAACCGGGGGGGGGGGAGGACGGGGAAUCGGUUUGGGUCGGGUUUUUGGAGGCGAAGGGAGCAAGCACGAGAGAAGGUGAAGGGUUAAUCCCUUCAUCUCCCUCUGGUUAUUAAAAAAAGGGCUCCCUGCUGCACCAGUUGAAUACUAGAGCAGGGAAGAGGGGGUGAGCUGGGGUGAGGUUUGGAUGGGUAUCCUCUGGCACUCAAAAGUUUAAGCACCUUAUUCUGAACUAUUGCACUUUAUUGAGAUGGGAUUUGACUAGUUGUUUUAUUUCAUACGUGUAUAGAUUUGUGUUUGGAAUCAUUGCGGGCGUGAUGAUGCGAGUUCGUACGCGUCAUCUGCGUGCAUCUGAACUGGAAGCAGGCUGGCAGGCGGUGGGGUGACGUCAGGUUUGUAAAAGUCAGGGGGACCUUUUAGUUUGAACCUUAUCAGAACGCAAAUCCUUUCUCAAAAGACAAACACUGUUGAUAUUUCUCUUGUUGAGCAUUUUUUUUUACAUUUAUAUAAAAAGUAAAGCUAUUGAAAAAAAAAAAUGGAGUAUAAAAAAACUUGAAGAUUUGCACUUGCCUAAAAAAAAGAAAUGACAAAAACAAAAAAAAAAUCCAACUAAUGGGGUUAGUUUAUAGAAGUGAAUAUUUUCGUGAAUGUGUGCGAGCGAGUGUGAUACAGUCUGCACAAAGUUUUUUUUUUUCUGUUGCUUACCGAGACGUAUGAAACAUAAAGAGGCCAUUUUUGUCUUAUUUUGUUCAGUAAUUUCUCCUCAUGUUCAGAGAGAGAGUGUGUGUGUUCAUCUGUUCGUUCCGAGAGUGUGACUGAACCAGAGAGAGAGGGCAAACCGCACAAACAUCCUUUCUCUCACCAGCUCUUCAUCUUCAGAUAGAUGCGUACAUUUUGUAAAUGUUAGCUUUGUUCUCACGACGGCUCACCGCCGGUUUGGUUCCCUCUGCCUCUCUGCCGUCUGCGGUUCUUAAAGGGCCGGCAGAGGCGGCGAUCGUCAAGGGGGAGUUGGCGCGUGUGCAUCUGAGUUAGUUUUGUAUGUUUGCGACUGUGUGUGUGUGUUUUGAGGAUGUGUUCAUUUACUGUUCAUAGAAGUGAGUUAAGACUACAGGUACUCAUUGUGCUUUUUUUUUUUUUUUUUUUUUUUAUUUCCUACGUGUAUGAAUGCACAUUUGUGCCUAAGAACUUUGAUAUAGGGUGCAUGGCCAUUGAGACAUUAACUCUAUUCAAGAGUGGAUGUGACGUGUGUCGGUGCUCAGCACAUUGUAUGUAAAGUUUGUAAGUUUAUAUCGUAAAUAUUUCUAGUUGUUUGAUUGGGGGGUGGGUGUUUGGGGUGGGAUGGUGAUCCAUCAGAAAGGUUAGUCCCAGUUUGUUUUGUUUUUUUCUGGGGGGUGUGAUGAUCACGUUGCCUUUUGUCAGCUCUCGAUCUUGUGAAUGAAAGGUGUCGAGUUUCUGACUCUGGACAAAAAAAAAAAAAAAAAAAAUACGGCAUCUUUAAUGUGCAGCUGCACAGAAGCGGUGCGAGAAAUGUUAGCAUAUUGUGUUACUUAUUCGUUGUUGCAAUUUGAUAAUGCAACAAUGAGUUUUUCUUUUUUAAUAAAAUAUAUAUAUGGAAUAUAUACAUUAUAUACAAAGUUUAAAAAGUAUUUGGACUAAGAUAAUAAGCACUUGGGGCUGCUAUUUUUGUUGUGUGUUAUUUUUUAUUUUUUUCCUAAUUAGUUUUUUUUUUUUGUUUGUUUCAUUGCCAUGUGAAGUGUGUAUUAUUUUUUUCUUAAAGCAUUGAAUGUAUUCCAAAAAAAAAUUAUAAACCCGUGCUGAUACCAGAUUUUUAUUUUUCCUCAGAAGAUUUAAAAAAAAAAUGGAAACAAAACAGAAAAAAUAGCUUCAGAGCGGUUUUCAUUUACAGAGUGGAGAAGAAGAAGAUAAAACCUCUGGUUGGAUACAGUUGAACACACUGCCUCUACAAUCCUGGUCGUAGUGACUCAGAAUUAAAAAAGAAAGGACUUUUUUUCUAUUCCAUACUGGAACUUUGGUUGUUUACAAGCCACAUGGAUAACUGUGGGUGCAGUUUUGUUUAUUUUUUGUUAUGUUGUUUGUGGUCUUAGUUUUUGUUCCCACAUGAGACGGGUGGGGUUUGCAAGUGCGCUUCUGCCAUAAGGACAACGAGUGGUGUUGGGGUGUUUUGUUGUUUUUUUUUUUUUUUUUUUUUUGCUUGAGGAUGAGCGACAGGAAUCUGAACCGCAUGGACAAGCUCCUCUGAAUCGGCCUUGUUAAUGAAAACGCAAAAACCUCGAGGACGGACUUUCUGGAGAACGCGGCGCAGGGCUGAAUUGAGCCUUGAGGGAGGCCAAAAAAAACAAAAACAAAGAGAGGAGUACAUCUGGUUUGUGCGCUCGUUUUCACCUCAACCCUCCUACGCACUCGCACCCUGCCCUCACCGACUCACCUAUGCACUUUUGUUCAUUCAAGCUGUGAGGUACAAUUCUGGGGACGGGAGCACAAUUUACAACAGGAGGAUUGCUACGACUUUGAUUAAAAGUCUCAAAAAAAGAUAUUCCCUAACUGAAAUGAGAGACUCGAGAAGCCCUGUCUUCUCCCACCUCCUGUAAAUAAGCAUAUUUUUGUAUUACCUUUCAGAGUAGAAAGAGAAAAAAAAAAUUUGCAAAUGGAUGAAGGAAAAUUCAUGAGACAUUGGACGGAUGUUCUUCAUGGAAAGAAACCAAUCGUUUUCAAUACAGUUUUAAGUGGACUCGCUGUGAGUUUCCCUUUAUAUGCCACUAACCUUGAAAUAAUUGGGGGGACGGAAGGGAAACGAGCACGGACCGAGGUGUUGGAUAUGCAAGCUGGUGGCUACGUAUCAGAGCGGAGGUUGGAGUGGCCACGAGUUUGAUCGACUCGCACCGUCGAGAAGCGUGUUCUGAAGAGCUGUCGCCAAGGAUGCUUCCACUUGGUUUUCCCAACCUGACGGCUGCCUUCAGAGCUGUGAAGUACCUGCAGGAGGAGAGCUGCAUGGAGAUUGGCGUUGCUUCAUUUGCUGCCCUCUGUGAUGAGGAUUUAAUCUGCGGCCAACCCAUGAAUCAGCUCAACUAAUAAACUAAACCUGCUCUUUUGAACUUUUUACCCUAAGACACUUGCCUCGUCCUCGGACUAGGCAGGCCAAUCGGCAUUAUCAGUCGGACAGUUCGCCGACCAUCGCGUUUGGCUCGGGGUUUGAUCAGACGCUCUCCAGUGAGGAAGAGAGCAAAACGGGCACGUGCUGGUCGUUAUCCACCUCAGCCUGAAGCCUUGGACGGACGGUUGCGUUGAAGCCUCCUAACCAAGUGAGAUGUACAACCAGCUCUCCAGUCUGAGACGUCAAAGACAAGAAAACACAGAGAGGUUGCGGCUGUCUGAAACCCCUGCUGCCGUGGAACUGGAUAGACUUGGAAAGAUUUGUACAAAACAAAAAGACUAAAACACGACGAGUACACAAACAUGUUGCAGAAAUUCUCACGUCCAAAGGAGCAGCAAACAUACACUACAUGCACAUUUCCAGCAGGAGUUACACAUCAUUGAGAUCCAUAAAUAUCAACUCACAGAGACAUAGCGCUCACAUCAGCGCUCAUCAGUUGAAUGGAUGUGAUUUGUAAAUAAUGUAAAAGUUGGUUUGGGUUACUUUUCUGUUUCUCAUAGUGGGGUUUUGCUUUAUUUUACUGUUCGACAUGCCUUAAAUUGUAUAGUUGAGUCUUGAAUGACUGAAAAUGUUCUCAAUGAAAAACUUUAGUUGGAAACCACCUCGUUAACUGUAUUCAGGUUUAAGAACAGUGCUUUUCCUGUUGGCUAACAGAAUUGUUGUGUAUAGACCUCAUACAUGUACAUCCAAUCACCUUUAAAAGUUACUAGCUAACUACAGAGUAGAGCGGCAAGUGUUUAAUGUUUUUUGUUGGUUUUUUUUAAUCAAAAUUCGGAUUUUGUUGCUCUUGUUUUCAUGAAAAUGCAGAGUGAAUUUGUUCGGAGUAUUUUUUUAUUUUAUUUUUUGGUUUUCUGAAGGUGGUGUGGGCUGAACGAGCUGAAGUCUGUACUCGUUGGCGCUGAGCCGACUGGGUUACAUUUACAUAACCGCCCCUCAUGACGCCGCAUCAGAACUGGGCUUAAAUAUGCAGCUUGGGUUAAUUGGUCAACCUUAAAUUUUAGAUACGAGUUAGUGCAUUUGUACUCUUUACAGCAUACAGAUUAGCAUGUUUGAGAGCAUCUCUCAGGCUCGUAUGCAUGCUAAGAGAAGGCUUGACUGAUGUAUAAUUGGAAAUCUGUUGAUCGAGGUUUUCCUGGCCAGCCUCGAUAGUCCUUUGCAUUUAGAUUUGUAUGAACAAUUUUGUCCAUUCAGAUUUCUCUAAUGACUUAUACGGUAGUGAGAAAAAUGUGCUGCAGGUUACUUGGUAGAGGUGGUCAUUUUAAAUUGAAAAUAUGUGAAAGAAUUACCAGAUGAUUCCCAUUUGUGGGGCAAACCCAGUGGCAGUUUGUGCGUGGCGUAGCCCCUGUUCCCACGUUAAACCGAACACACACACCUCCAACCCUGAUGAACGCUAUUCUGGGGGGAAAAAGGAAACAUUUUAUAUAACUUGGCUGAAACUAGGAAUUUUAUCCAUGCCCCAAUCUACCUUUGAGAUUUUAGGAUUUUAAACUAGGGAUCAUCAAAUGUAGGGCCAGUUUGUUUGAAAAAAGUUGAAAUGGCCCUUUAAUUUAGUAUUGAACUUGUAGCUGCAGAUUAGACACCAGCUUGAGCCUCAGUGCCCAGGUGCAGCAAACAGUUAUGUUUUCCUACAGUGCAAAACAGCGGGGGGGGGGGGGGGCGCUGCUCCCCAUUGACUGAACAUGCGAUUAAGCUAAAAAAAAAAUAUUAGAAAGCAACUGUGCAGCUGGUGGGUUUUUUUUUUUUUUUCUUUUCAAUUGCUAAUGGUGACGCCCCCACCCUCACCAGAACACACCACCCUGGGUGGAGAGCCAUAUGUUUAACAUUUCUCAGAUUUUCAUUAAACUAAAAAUAAAUUAAAAAAAAAAAAUAGAAAGGUACACACUGUUAGUUGAUGACAGCAAAUUGUCUCUGUUUGAGAAUGGUUGGUUUUGGAGGUGAAGCUUUAGCUCUCUUUGGUCUGUGUACCUGAUUGCACUGAAUCUGCAAAGACUGGACCAAUCAGCUGGAUCUGAGUAUGUAAAGAGAGCUUAGUGUGUUCAUUUAUUAUGCAAAAAUGUGCUUUAAGCAACUGUAGCAUAUUUUUAAGAUGACAUUCAGUAUUUUUACUUUACUAAAAAGGGCUUUUAUGAUAAUGUAACCUGCAGUACCUUUGUCUAAAAAGAAGAAUAGAGGACGAUUGAUUGGGGACCUCUAAAUUGAUUGUUAUUCUUUUGCAGCAAAUUUAAAUCUGAUUCUGGUUGAUUAGUUAUUGUAGCCCAGUCAGCUCAGCUCCCUUUGUUUCGAGUCUGUUGAAUGUUGUUCAAAUAACAGCAAACUGUACAUUAAAUGAAAAAGAACAAGUGAAACAUGUGUAAAUAGUUUGGCUCCUGUUUGAAGAACAAAAUAAAUACUAAAUAAACAGCA
Messenger RNA from Girardinichthys multiradiatus, 9908 nucleotides. RefSeq names its product GRB10 interacting GYF protein 1a (gene gigyf1a). The transcript has 26 exons. The record is from RefSeq and is a predicted model, not a curated record. The coding region runs from base 1051 to 4248 and encodes 1065 amino acids. NCBI's taxonomy places the organism in Eukaryota, Metazoa, Chordata, Actinopteri, Cyprinodontiformes, Goodeidae. Gene Ontology annotation, biological process: insulin-like growth factor receptor signaling pathway. Gene Ontology annotation, molecular function: protein binding.